ACUCACCUUGAAACUAUCCGAUCAAAAAUCGCCAGGGGAAUGCUUGUGCUAUUCGUUGGUGAACAAGCUUCAGCGUUAACUUCCCCUGACAAUCCUUAUCCUUCAUUGGAUGAUUGGUGGCAGGUUAUUAACCAGUCAGAGGUAAGAGCUGUUUGAAACUCCGAAAUAGGGCCCGGGGGUGAUAUCUAUAAUUGCCUAUACCAAGAGAGAAUGAUCUAGAUUAUUCUCUCUUGCCUAUACGUGGAGGCUCCACCCAAAAUGGGUACCAUUAUCAGGCUUCAGGAAAGGGUGAGGAAAUCUGUCAUUUCCUCCUGUAAAAAGACCUAAAAGAGCUAAUAGGAGAAUGAAUUUACGGGUGUGAAAAACGUCGAGACAAUUUACGAGUUUAAAAGGCAGUGCAUUUAAAAGACAGUGCAUUUACAGCAGUCUAUAAAAGGGAUGCAGAUUUAUGAAAGGGGUACCGUUUGUCAAUAGAAGGUUUACGGGGUACCUUAAAAUGGGGUAGCUCUUCUGUAAAUAGGUAAGGGAUUGAACCUCGGGGCGUAGCCUCCCUGUGUAAAGCGUUUGGGAGUACCCUCUGGGGUCCAAACCUAACACUGAAUCACAAAAACAAGUACGAUCGACGGCGCGAGCCUCGUCUUCUUCACCACCGAUCGAAAAAUUAAGGGUGACUUGCCCAGAGUUUGAGCAGUUCAAAGAGUAUACUGAGAUAGUUCCACCUUUUUAAAGCAUGUUUGUCGAUUCAUGAUGACUUUCAUUAUGUGGUUAAUAGAGGAUGGAUCCAAUCAUCAGCACACAAUCCUAACCCUCUUAGUUGGUUGUUUGCUAGGCAGCGUGCAAUCCGAUUUAAAUUUAACGUUAAAUUUUGUUGGUUUUAAUUACGUGUCAGCCUAUUAUGUUUCUUAACUUUUACUGGCGGAUUUCAUUGUUCAUCUUUCCCUAACAGAAAGGCGUCGACACUCUAUUUGAUCUUGAGGACAAAUUCCUGGCAAACAUACAGCAAGCGCCUUCACGUGUUCAUGAUGCGCUGCGGAAUGUUGGGAAGUUUCCUGUUAUCAUAACGACGAACAUGGAUGACCUGUUAGAGCGCUUCCUUUGGAAGGCUGGGAAUGUUGGAGAC
This is a messenger RNA of Porites lobata, 1120 nucleotides long. NCBI's taxonomy places the organism in Eukaryota, Metazoa, Cnidaria, Anthozoa, Scleractinia, Poritidae. The record is from the annotation of a GenBank genome assembly.